UCCAAUAUGUCAGCCACCAUGGAAAAACACGUUCGCAUACGCGUUUUCUUCGAAAAUGCACACAAGGACCCAACAUGGCUAUUAGUUAAUAAUGAAUCUAUGUAUACCAUCAAAGAUUUAGAAAAUGAGAUCAGACAGAGAUAUUUUGGAAACACUACCCCAUUAGUGAUGUCACUAGAUGGUUGCGUUUUACCAAAAUCGGAAAGAACAGUUAUUUUGCGGGAUAAUGACCGCGUGGUUGUCAGUGAAAGUAGCCAUAAGGAAAGCCCAUCAUGUCUGUCUCUAACAACUCAGAGGAAAAGGACUGUAUCUGCAGAUUUAGAUAACUACCAUGAAACAGAAGAAAAUAAACUUACUCCCAGCACCCAAGACAAAUCUAAAAAGAUAAGCAAGAAGGAAAGCCUACCAGGUACAGUCAGGAAGGAAAAGAAAAGGGCCGAAUCAGCUGAUUUAUAUAGCAAAGAUGAAAUGGAGGAAAUUGAGCUUACUGCCAGCACACAAGACAAAAUUAAAAAUAGAAAAAAGAAAAGAAAAUUUGAUAAAUGUGAGAAAACAGCUUACAAAUGUAAACUGAAGAAAACUCUGAGAAAACAGAAAAAGAAAAACAUUCAAAUUGAUGAAACACAAGGAAGUCAGCUGUCAGUGAAUACCUUGUUUUCAAAAAAGAAUAAGAAAAAUCCUAAAAAGAAGAAAAGAAAAACAGAAAGUCCUGUGUGGAAUUUCAACAAAAAGAGCGAAAUAGAAUCAUUAACUCCAUUACAACAACAAAAACCUUCUAUCUCUACAGUAAUAACAAAUACUGUGCCACUUAAUUAUUCUGUAGAAACUGAAGUCGGUGUUACAAAGUCAGUGCCUUCUGCUAACAAAAACAGACAUGAAUCAUUAGGUAAGGGAAUGGAAAAGGAUGGAGUGUGGAAGGAUGAGAAAAUGCAGGAGGGUGAUGAGGAGGAAAAAGGUGUAAAAAAGCGUAGGAGACGAAGAAAGAGACAACAUAAAAUAAACAUGGAAGUAGAAGCAGGUGAACCAAACAACAAAAAGAAAAAGUAUUCUGACAACAAAAUACAGAAGCCAUUUCAUGCUAAACCAUUCAAAACAUCUAUUGAUAUUUAUGGUAGGAAGAACAACCAUAAAGUGUUUGAUGAGUCUGAGCCUGAGGAGGAUACACUCCCUGCUCAAGAAUCUUGGACUGUGAAGGAGGGCACAAAGACAGACGGCGGAGAGCAGAUGAAAUCAUUACAAGAAGCAAAGCAAAAAUUGUUAGAGAAAGUUGAACGAGAAUACAAAAGUGUGACAGAUAAUUCAGACAUACUUGAUAGACAUUUGCCAACUACCCAGCCUCUAAAUGAGACUGUACAGGAACUGGCAACUAACAAAGCUCCAUACCAGAAUGUACAGGAACCAUCUACUAAAAGACCUCCUCACAAGAUUGUAAAACUUCAACAGCCUCUCAUUGGGGAAGAACAGGAUGACACUGGUAUGUCAAGUGUACAGCUAAAGCUAUCAGCACUGGCUAAUGGUGUACCAGUGUACACCAGGCAAAGACAGAAAAGGUACUUCAAUGCCUCCCAGGGGAAGGAGCUGUCCAAAGAGCUACAACUCAACACCAGUCUCACCAACAAGUCUAUCAUAAUCACUAAUGACCAGCCCACUGCUGUACAGAAGCCAGUCCAGGAAUCAGUCUGUCUAGACGAGCCAAGACCUGCUUUCUCAAAGCCAGUUAUUCCAUCUCCUGCACAAGACUACACAAAGUUCCCUCCGCUACAGGGCACACCACGGCAGGGCGACAAAAUUGCUUACAAGGUCUUGGAACUUUCUGACAGCUACACACCAGAGGUGUCUAACUACAAGGAAGGUGUUGUCCUAAAUUUCUAUCAUGAUGCACAAUUGGUAGAAAUAGAUACAAAACAAGGAGGAUCAGAUUCCAGACCACAAGGGAAGUUUCAUCUUGACUAUAAUGAUGAAGAUAACCACCACAUAGAACCAAAGCAAUCAUUGCCUUGGGGGUCAUUAUUGGAAACAAGAUUACUUGACAUUGUGUAGAACACAAGAUGAUGAGCCAGGCUAUGUUGAUAUAGUCGGUAACUUGUACGGCGUUAUAAGACAGAACACAAGAUGGUGAGGCAGGCUGUGUUGUUAUCUGUUGUACAGCCUGUUAUAGACAGAACACAAGAUAGUGAGCCAGGCUGUGUUGAUACGUAAUGUACAGUGUGUUAUAGACAGAACACAAGAUAGUGAGCCUGGCUGUGUUGAUACGUAAUGUACAGUGUGUUAUGGACAGAACACAAGAUAGUGAGCCAGGCUGUGUUGAUACGUAAUGUACAUUGUGUUAUAGACAGAACACAAGAUAGUGAGCCAGGCUGUGUUGAUACUAAAUGUACAGUGUGUUAUAGACAGAACACAAGAUAGGGAGCCAGGCUAUCUUGAGACCUGUUGUACAGUGUGUUAUAGACAGAACACAAGAUGAUGAGCCAGGCUGUGUUGAUACCUAUUGUACAGUGUAUAAUGGACAGAACACAAAAUAGUGAUCCAGACUGUAUUGAGACCUGUUGUACAGUGUGUUAUAGACAGAACACAAGAUAGUGAGCCUGGCAGUGUUGAGACCUGUUGUACAGUGUGUAAUGGACAGAACACAAGAUGGUGAGCCUGGCUAUGUUGUUACCUGCUGUACAGUGUGUAAUGGAUGAACUCAAAAUGGUUAACCAGGCUAUGUUGAGACUUAUUGUACAGUGUUAUAGGCACAGGAUUGUGACAGAAAGAUGUGGUGCUUGUUAUUCCAGCCUCAACCAUUUUACUAGAAUUUUGAUUCAAAUGUAUUGAUCAAUUCUCAUGUAUUAUCAUUUGAUUACUGCACACAUUUGCAAUAAGUGCAUCUGCAUGCAAUAGGUAGACACUGUUCCAGUAAACAAUGUGAAUAAAGAUAUUGGAUAAAAAUGGUCAUAAAAGUUCAUACAUUUAAUCAUAAAUUCCCCUGGUAUGCAUUACUUUGUACUUAUAGGGUGAGAUUAUGUGGUGGUGGUGUUGUGUCCGUUGUUCAUUCAUCACCUGUUGUCAGCCCCUCGUGGGGGCUGAGGAGCCCAGUAAUAGGGGAGUCAGAUUAGCUGAUUUGCUUUAAAGGACAUUUUCUUCCCAAACUAAUGAGCAGAACUGAAAUUGAACCAAAUCUUACUGCUAUCAUCGUGAGGUCACAGGAACCAAAUUUAUACAAAUACAGGGGCUAAGGAGAUUGGUCAAAUAGGCAGAUUUGCUUUAAAUGACAUCUUCAAACUAUAGGGCAGAUUUGCCAGAUUUCAACCAAGUGAUAGCAUGCUUAGCCCAUGGGGAUCAAAGGUUACACAAAUAUAACCCUCCUGGGGGCUGAAGUGCUAGGUAAAAAGAUGUCAAAUUGGCAGAUUUGCUUUAAAUGACAUCUUCCAAACUACUAAGCAGAAUUCAACCAAAUUUUGGUUCUAGCAUCCCAAGGCUUUGUGGAUAAAAAUUAAUAUGAACGAAAGGGUUGACCAUUUCUCGGCACUGAGGAGCAGGGUCCAAGGUGUCAUAUUGGCCCAGGGGGGACUACAUGUUUGCACUCCAUCCGUCCUUCCGUCUGAUCUGGUGUACAAGGACAUCUUGGGAUGGCAAAGUCCAAGAAGUAGGUCACUAUGGCCUCACUGUAUGCUUCCUGACAUAAGUGACACCUGUAGAAAUCAUUACAGGUGUGUGUGGGGGGGGACUAUGGAUUUUCUUAUUUUAAAUGCCAUCUACUUCCAAGCUACAUUGCAGAUAAGUGGUUGAACCUUCAGGCCCAAGUUGCUCAACUGUUGAUAGACUUUUAACCAGAGGUCUAACCACUCUUUGAGCAACUGGGGCCAGGUUGCCGCGGGGCAGAAUAAAAGGGUUCAAACUUGCUCAUUUACUAAAACAUAUACAUGUACUAAUACUGCAUACUAAAAUUCAUACUGUACUAUGGCUGUGAUGUAUUUUUUCAAUGAUAAGGUUUACUUCUGAACUAAGAAUCCUCUCCAUACUCAACAAUUCUGCCGAAAUUGUACACGAAUACAAAUAUUUCCUGAUGCAGUUUUUAGCAGAAUUGAACAAAUUAUAACACAAAAAUAUGAACACUUCAAAUCUGAAUCAAUAUAAAUGUAUAUCCAUGAAUCUUGAAAAGUUGUUCAUAAUGUUUAGGUAGCUACUGGUUUAUUAUCAUUUGGCGCGUACCAUAACCUCAUAAGCAUUUCCUACCUGAUGAGCUAAAAUUGUGAAGAUGAACCUGGUAGUAGUACCCUACUGUAUAUGUACCUUUACAUAAAUGAUUCAAUAAAAAAAUACAAAAGGUAUCGGUAUUCAAUAAUUUAUUACAUAAUUUACGGGCUAUAAAACAUUGGCAGUCAAGAACUUAUCUAAAGAAUGUGUUAUACAUGAAUACAGAGGACUGUUAUAAUGUUCAGUAUACAGGUAGCUUCAUAACUGGAAAACAGAACAAAUUAUUUCAAACUUCAUGACAUAUUUCACACUUCAUGAAAUGUAAAAGUCCAUAAAAGCAAAUAUUAUUUUCAGACAAUACCUUAAAUUCUUAGCCAAAAAUGUUUUGUUCACUUUCAAUAAAUUUGUGAAACAUGCCAAGAACAAGGACUGGUGACAUAUAUCUGUCAACAUAUAUAAUGGACAGACAUCCAACAACUAGGCUCUGAGGUAAAUAAUGUGCUUCCAUAUCACUCCUGCUUUUAAUUUAGCAGAGAACAUUAUCACUUCAACAAUCAAACUGAAUUGUUUCUCUGACAUGAUAUUAGAUUACAAGUCAGAA
Mizuhopecten yessoensis (Yesso scallop) is the source of this 4780-nucleotide messenger RNA. RefSeq names its product coilin-like. Gene Ontology annotation, molecular function: U1 snRNA binding; U2 snRNA binding. Gene Ontology annotation, biological process: spliceosomal snRNP assembly. Bases 7 to 2040 code for a protein of 677 amino acids. NCBI's taxonomy places the organism in Eukaryota, Metazoa, Mollusca, Bivalvia, Pectinida, Pectinidae. The record is from RefSeq and is a predicted model, not a curated record. The transcript has 7 exons. Gene Ontology annotation, cellular component: Cajal body.